UGAACCUUCCAUCUCUGUGCUUAGACAUCAAUGGAUAAGGAAUGGCUGUGAUCAGUGGAUUGCCCACACGCUUUCACAUGUGCGGACUGUGAGACACCAAAGCCUGCAACUCUCUCCUCCUCUGCCCAUCAAAAACUAGAAUCUGUUCCAGAUUCUUGAAGACAGACAUGUCAGCGGUGCUUCUCAGGUCCUCCGUCUGCCUUGUCCUCCUCCUCUUCCUCCACCGAAAGCUUGCCGCCUCAGCAAACGGAGGAGAUAGCUUCACCUACAGUGGAUUCAGGGGAGCCAAUCUUACCCUCGAUGGGGUGGCAGCCAUCUCAUCCGAUGGUCUUCUUGUAGUCACCAACAAGACGACGCAGAUAAAGGGCCAUGCCUUCCAUCCAUCCCCUCUUCACUUCAGGAAUCCAUCAAAUGGUACAAUCUUCUCCUUCUCCACCACUUUUGUCUUCGGCUUCGUCUCGGAAUUCACCAAUCUUAGUGGGAACGGCAUGGCUUUCCUUGUUUCUCCCACCAUGGACUUCUCCAAAGCCUUGGGUAGUCAGUACUUAGGCCUCUUCAAUCAGAGCAACAAUGGUAACUCGACCAAUCAUGUGCUUGCGAUUGAGCUUGACUCGAUCUUUAACCCCGAAUUCGCAGAUAUGAAUGACAACCAUGUCGGGAUCGACAUAAAUGGCUUGAAAUCCAACAAGUCCCAGUCUGCUGGUUACUAUGCUGAUGAUUCUGGUCUGCUCAAUACUUUAAGUCUUAGAAAUUGUGAAGCCGUGCAGGUUUGGGUAGACUACGACGGCCAAACGAAGCUCAUCAACGUUACCUUGGCUCCCGUCCCAAUGGCCAAGCCACACAAACCUCUGUUGUCUGACACCAUUGAUCUUUCAAGCGUGUUAUUAGAUCCCAUGUUUGUCGGCUUCUCCUCUUCCACUGGUCCUUUCCUGACGUCUCACUACGUUCUCGGAUGGAGCUUCAAGAUGAAUGGAGUAGCUCCGGACCUUGACGACUCCCUGCUGCCUGUGCUUCCUUGUCCCAGAUCUAAGGGUAAAUCAGACGUUUUGGUCAUUGUGCUGCCGUUGGCGUCGGCUGGACUCGUUCUAAUCACCGUAGGGAUCAUUGUGCUUCUCGUGAGACGGAGGAUUAAGUAUGCAGAGCUCCUCGAGGAUUGGGAGCUUGAGUACGGUCCUCAUCGGUUCUCCUACAAAGAUCUGUUCGAAGCUACCAAGGGUUUCAGAGACAAGGAGCUGCUCGGAAUGGGCGGGUUCGGAAGGGUCUACAAGGGGGUGCUGCAGACUUCUAAGGUGGAAGUUGCGGUGAAGAGAGUGUCUCAUGAAUCGAGACAGGGCAUGAGAGAGUUCAUAGCAGAGGUUGUCAGCAUCGGUCGCCUCCGCCACCGGAACCUUGUCCAGUUGCUGGGCUAUUGCCGGCGCAAAGGGGAGCUCCUGUUGGUGUACGACUACAUGCAAAAUGGGAGCCUCGACAAGUUCCUGUAUGACGAAGCCAAGCCUACUCUGGACUGGCCGACGCGCUUCCGGAUCAUCAAAGGCGUGGCAUCAGGCCUUCUCUAUCUACACGAAGACUGGGAGCAAGUCGUCAUCCACAGAGACGUCAAGGCAAGCAAUGUGCUGCUCGACCAUGAACUGAACGGAAGGCUGGGCGACUUUGGCCUAGCAAGGUUGUAUGAUCACGGAACUGCUCCCAAGACCACUCGUGUCGUCGGAACCAUGGGUUAUCUUGCUCCCGAGCUGGCUCGAACCGGCAAGGCCACCACCAUCACCGACGUGUUUGCGUUCGGGAUCUUCGUCUUGGAGGUUGCUUGCGGAAGGCGGCCGGUGGACCCGAUCACCUUCGGGGAGGAGCUCAUUUUGUUGGAUUGGGUGCUGGAGAAUUGGCGGAAGGGAUGCAUACAGGAGACGAGUGAUCCGAGGCUGGGAGAAGAAUUCGUGGUGGAGGAGAUGGAGCUGGUUUUGAAGCUUGGAUUGCUGUGCUCGCAUCCGCUGCCGGCGGGCAGGCCGAGCAUGCGCCAAGUUGUGGAGUACUUGGAGGGCAAUGCGCCACUCCCAGAGUUGUCGCCGACGUACCUCAGCUUCAGCGUUCUUGCGAUGCUUCACAACGAAGUUUCUCGCACCAAGAACUUCUCCCAAGCCUUAGGUAGCCAGUAUUUAGGCCUCUUCAAUAUGAGCAACAAUGGCAACUCCACCAACCAUGUCCUUGCCAUCGAGCUCGACACGAUCCGUAACCCCGAAUUCCAUGACAUCGAUAACAAUCAUGUCGGCAUCGAUAUCAACAGCUUGACAUCUAAUCAGUCCUACACUGCUGGUUAUUAUCCCAAUGACACUGAUUCGUUCCAAAAUCUAAGCCUCAGUAGCGGCCGAGCCAUGCAACUUUGGGUAGACUAUGACAGCGGAAAGAUGCUGCUCGAUGUUACCUUGGCUCCAGUCCCAGUGGCCAAACCCCGUAAACCUCUCCUGUCUGCUCCCGUUGAUCUCUCAAGCGUGUUCUCGGACACCAUGUACGUCGGAUUCUCCUCAUCCACAGGUCCUUUCCUAACAUCUCAUUACGUUCUCGGUUGGAGCUUUAAGAUGAAUGGAGUAGCUCGAGCUCUCGACUACUCGCUGCUGCCUUCACUCCCUCGCACGAAGUCAGAUCGCAGAUCGAAGGCUUUGCGUAUCGGGCUGCCCUUGGCGUCAGCUGCACUUGUUGCGAUCGUUGUAGGGAUCAUCGUGUUAUACGUGAGAUGGAGGAUCAAGUAUGCCGAGCUACUGGAAGACUGGGAGGUCGAGUACGGACCUCACCGGUUCUCCUACAGAGAUUUGUUCAACGCUACCAAGGGCUUCCACGAUAAGGAGUUGCUCGGGAUCGGCGGGUUCGGGAGAGUCUACAGGGGCGUGCUACCGUCUUCUAGAUCGGAGAUUGCGGUGAAAAGAGUGUCCCAUGGAUCGAGACAGGGUAUGAGAGAGUUCAUAGCGGAGAUAGUCAGCAUCGGCCGCCUCCGCCACAGGAACCUUGUCCAGUUGUUGGGCUACUGCCGGCGCAAAGGGGAGCUGCUGUUGGUGUACGAUUACAUGCCCAAUGGCAGCCUCGACAACUUUCUGUAUGACCAAGACAAGCCUACUCUGGAUUGGGCGACACGGUUUCGGAUCAUCAAAGGGGUGGCAUCGGGCCUUCUGUAUCUACACGAGGACUGGGAGCAAGUCGUGAUCCACAGAGACAUCAAGGCGAGCAAUGUGCUGCUCGACCAUGAAUGGAACGGAAGACUGGGUGACUUCGGCCUAGCAAGACUAUACGAUCAUGGAACUGAUCCACUGACCACCCAUGUGGUCGGAACCACGGGUUAUCUUGCUCCCGAGCUCGCCCGAAACGGCAAGGCGACCACCGUCACCGACGUGUUUGCGUUCGGGGCAUUCGUUCUCGAGGUCGCUUGCGGGAGGAGGCCGGUGGAGACGAUGGCGGACGAGGAGCAGUUCGUGCUGUUGGACUGGGUGGUGGAGAACUGGCGGAAGGGAUCGAUACUGGACACGAGGGAUGCAAGGCUGGGAGAGGAGUACGUGGCGGAGGAGGUGGAGCUGGCUCUGAAGCUUGGGUUGCUGUGCUCGCAUCCGCUGCCCGCAGCCCGGCCGAGCAUGCGGCAAGUGGUGCGGUUCUUGGAGGGCGACGCGCCGCUUCCGGAACUGUCGCCCACGUACCUCAGCUUCAGCGUUCUUGGGCUGCCUCACAAUGAAGGUUUCGAUGAUCAUAUUGUGUCGUACCCUUCGUCGUCGGUGGCCACUGCCUCAGUUGUUUCUGGAAUUUCCGGAGGUCGAUGACAGAGAGAUUGUAAAUGAUGUGCUGAGGGCUUCCGUCUCUUUUGUUCAUUUUGUCAUAGCUUUAUCGCAUCAUCUUAUUUUCUUCCCUGCUUCAUUUGUUGUGGAUUUCCUUUGAUGUAAUCAGAGAGGCAGCUGAAUCUUGAAUCA
Molecule: messenger RNA, 3941 nt
Organism: Musa acuminata AAA Group (dessert banana)
Lineage: Eukaryota; Viridiplantae; Streptophyta; Magnoliopsida; Zingiberales; Musaceae
Product: L-type lectin-domain containing receptor kinase SIT2
Exons: 2
Coding region: 168-3794 (1208 amino acids)
Biological process (GO): defense response to oomycetes; protein phosphorylation; defense response to bacterium
Cellular component (GO): plasma membrane
Molecular function (GO): ATP binding; transmembrane receptor protein serine/threonine kinase activity; carbohydrate binding
Source: RefSeq, a predicted model, not a curated record